Messenger RNA from Chelonoidis abingdonii (Abingdon island giant tortoise), 3225 nucleotides. RefSeq lists its product as uncharacterized. Lineage: Eukaryota; Metazoa; Chordata; Testudines; Testudinidae. Gene Ontology annotation, biological process: regulation of transcription by RNA polymerase II. Gene Ontology annotation, molecular function: DNA-binding transcription factor activity, RNA polymerase II-specific; RNA polymerase II cis-regulatory region sequence-specific DNA binding. The record is from RefSeq and is a predicted model, not a curated record.
CACAUGGGGCUGCUGGGCCAAGGGUUGUCCCCAGCCAGGCCCUAUUUUCCCUGGAUAGAGACUUUCAGUCCUACAGGGGCGCAGGAACAAUCUGCACGGGAGGGCUGAGACCCCAUUGAACCAAACUCCAAACUCUGCAGAUGCUGGGAACCGCUUCAAGCCUGGUGGGGCAGCAGCAACCCUUAAUCCUGCCCCUCUGGGAGCUUGGGAAGCGGGUGCCCGGCGCUGUCCCCGCUAGAGGGCUCUGGGUCUGGCUCAGGGAGGAGAGGCGGCAGCGCUCUCCCCCUCCCGAGGCCGUGUGUUUCCUGUGAUCAGGGGGCUGAACUUCCCAGGUUAGCGGCUGCUGCUUCCGUAGCGCAGAGCCAGGCCCCCGCUGUGCCUAGCCCGGGUGGGGACCGUCUGCUGCUGCUGCAGCCAGCCCCGGGCUCUGCCCGCAGCAGCCCCGAGCCGGAGCCUGCAGGUGCUUUAAAGGAGCCGCCCGCGUGUUACCGAUGGAGAAGUGGCUCUUCCUAGAUCCUCGGCAGAGGGCCCUGUACAGAGAUGUCAUGCAGGAGAGCUAUGAGACCUUGAUGUCCCUCAAAUAUCCCAUCCCUAAGCCGGACGUGAUCUCUCGGCUGGAGCAAGGAGAAGAGCCGUGGGUCUCCCUGGAUCUCCAGGGCUCUGGGGGACGGGACCUCCUGAGAGGCGCCAACCCAGGGACCGCAAGCGAGACUGAGGGGGAAGCUCCACGGCCAGAAGGCCCCGAGACGCCAUCAUCGGGAAGCAGCUGGGGGAAGGUGGGCCACAAUCCCAAAGGGGGCAAAGCCGGCAGGUCCGGAGGCCAGCAGGGAAAGCCGCCGGGGAAGAGACGGGGCAGAGAAGCUCCAUGCAAUGGAGGCUUCAAGAAAGUCCAGGAUGGGGCGGCCCAGCAGAGAGGCCGAUUGGGGGAGAGCCCCCAAGCCAAGCUCAGUGUGGAUGGUAGCAGGCAACUUCCUGCGGGAGAGGAGCCGUCUCUGUGCCCAGAGUGCGGUGAGAGCUUUACGGAGAGCUCCGCCCUCCUUACCCACCAGAGAUCCCACGCGGGGCAGGGCUCCUACCCAUGCCUGGAGUGUGGGGAGAGCUUCAUCGAGAGCUCUGCCCUCCUUAUGCACCAGCAGUCCCACGCGGGGCAGGAACCCAGCCCACGGCGCCGGCCCCAGGCCCCCGGCGGGAAGCGUUACCGCUGCUCGGAGUGCGGGGAGCGCUUCCGGGUGAGCUCCCACCUGGCCACCCACCUGCGCCUCCACACCGGGAUCAAGCCCUUCCAAUGUACCGACUGUGGGAAGGGCUUCGACUGGGGCUCGCACUACGCCCGGCACCGGCGGCUGCACACCGGCGAGCGGCCCUUCCAGUGCACCGACUGCGGGAAAUGUUUCGGGCGCAGCUCCCACCUCUACCGGCACCAGCGGGCCCAUGCCGGCGGGAAGCCCCUGGAGUGCCCGGACUGCGGCAAGGCCUUCAACAGUAGCGCCUUCUUCCACAAGCACCAGCGGGCCCACGCCACCCCCCGGCAGCCCCACUGCUGCCCCGAGUGCGGGGAGAGCUUCCCCCGCAGCACCGCACUCGCCCGGCACCGCCGGAGCCACCGGGGCGACAAACCCUUCCAGUGCGGGGACUGCGGGAAAGGCUUUGCCUGGAGCUCCCACCUGGAGCGGCACCGGCGCGUCCACACCGGCGAGCGGCCCCACACCUGCGGCGAGUGUGGGGAGGCUUUCAGCCAGAGCGCCCACCUGGUGAAACACAAGCGGGUGCACACGGGCGAGAGGCCCUACGGGUGCCCCGACUGCGGGAAGAACUUUGGGGACAGCUCGGCACUGGCCAAACACCGGGGGUGCCAUGCCGGCAAGGAGAGACGCCACCUGGCUGCGAAACGCCCGACGGCAGAGAGACCCCAUCAGUGCAGCGACUGCGGGAAAAGUUUUGCUCGGAGCGCGGCACUGGUGAGGCACCGGAAAAGCCACGCGGAGAGGCAACCCGAUGAUGGGGAGAGCUCCACCCAGACAAGCCCCACGGGGGAGAACUCCUCCCAUCCCUGCCCCGACUGCGGGAAAAACUUCCCUCGAGGCUCCCAGCUGGACAGACACCGGCGUCUCCUCCACACGGUGGGUCAACCCUACCAGUGCCCACAGAGCACAGCGCUGGCCAAGCAUCGCCGGGGUGACAGACCCUUCCGGUGCGGGGACUGCGGGAAAGCCUUCGCCUGGAGCUCGCACCUGGAGCGGCACCGGCACAUCCACACCGGCGAGCGGCCCCACACCUGCGGCGAGUGCGGGGAGGCCUUUAGCCAGAGCGCUCACCUGGUGAAACACAAGCGGGUGCACGCAGGCCAACGGAAGAGCUUCGGGGACGGCUCGGCACUGGGCAAGCACCGGGCUGGCAAAGAGGGCACAUCCCACUGCUGCGGCGACUGCGGGAAAAGUUUCAGCUGCAUCAUGGACCUCAACCGGCACCAGCCUUCCCAUGCGGCGGAGAAACCCUACCGGUGCGGGGACUGUGGGAAAAGCUUCAGCCAGACACCAGCGUUGGCCAGGCACCGGCGGCUUCACUCCACUGGAGGGAAACCUUUCCACUGCGCCGACUGUGGGAAGGGAUUUGCCUGGAGUUCCCACUGGGAGCGGCACCGGCGCGUCCACACCGGUGAAAAGCCUUUCCAGUGCGCCGACUGUGGGAAAUGCUUUGGCCGUAGCUCCCAUCUCUACCGGCAUCAGAGGAACCACCCCGGAGAGAAACCCACCUCCCAAGGGGCUGAGUAAAGGGGAACGUGACCACCAGGAAGGGACCCUAAUGAGACAACAGGGGAACCAACCCCAGGAACCCUUCUGCCAAAGGGGCAAGGUGUCUGCCAGGGACGAGAUAACAAGGAGUCCACCUGGGAGAGGAACCCCUUUGAGUUCGAUCCAUAUUAGGCAUCAGGGAAGCCUUUCAGGGCUAAGAAAUCCAAUCCACGUGCUAACCGGGGAUAACACUCCUCCAUCACGCGUGUUCGGCUGCCCCCAGCUGCUGAUCAGUGAUCCCUGGCGGCCGGCAUGCCAUGAAGCGGGUCUCCUCCUCUCACCCAAGUUGGAUGGGAAGCAGCAGGGGCAGGGAGGGAGACGGGGGAGGUGCUGUCACUUUCCCUACCCCACAUCGACCCCUGACUCGGGCCACCAGAGGAUUCAGGGGGCCUGGGGCAAAGCAAUUUUGGGGGCCUCUUCCAUAAAAAAAAAA